AUGCCGGGCAAGGACGCGCGGGCGCGGGAUCGGCGGCGGGAGAGAAGCGGAGGCGGCGGGAGCUGCGCCCGUCCGGCCGGCGGCGGCUGCUGGAUCCGCGGGGCGGCCGCGGCCCGCCCCUCCCGGAGGACGCCCCCUCGGGGCUCAGUGGCCACGCCCUCCCUCCCACCGCGGUCACGCCCCCUCCUGCCGGGCCCUCGGCCGUCCGGAGAGUCGCGCGCCACCGCGGCACAGCACCCGGCGUCACCCAGCACCCUGGAUCAUGCCCUCUCCACGCAAGAACAAGCCAACCAGGGGGAAACCUUGCCCUCGGCUUGGCACGCACUGCCCCCACCGGUGCCCUUCCCGGAUCGCCACCUCCCCACGCGCCGGGAGUUACGCCCACUCGGCGACACGCCCACACGCCCCACCCCAACCUCGGAUGCCCCACCUCCUACCCCAGUGCGCGCCACGCCUCCUCCGGGUGCGCGCUCCAUCCCCUCCCGGGCGCGCCCACCACGCCGUGCGGGGCCCCGGGCGCCCGGUGCGCGGAAGUCGGUGACCAGGCUCCCGCCCCUUCCUAAAUCCCGCCGGGUUGCGGAGGCCGUGCAGUGGCCCGCGCGGCCGCCAGGGGGCGAAGCACGCCAGCCGACUGCACUGUCAGCCCAAGCUCUUCCUGGUUGUUCCCAGCAGAGGCUAGACCUGUGGUCCCCACCCCGGGUGUCGUCUCUACCUUCCCCACGUGCACCUCCAGCCGCCUUGCUGAGGUCCUGCCUCUCGGGCCGGCCGCUCCUCGCGUUUCCCCAGACCCCACAGGACUUGGGGGUGACACCCUAUGUCCCCAACGGCACAAGUUGGGUGCUCUGGGGGCCGCGUUCUAACUGGACGGAAGUGGGCCAGCAGGACACACCCAUCCUCCUUUCCCAGGCUUGCACUCCAAAAGCCAGAACCAUGCGGGCCUCGGCCCAGCGCCUGUGUCUUCGAAGGUGA
Molecule: messenger RNA, 969 nt
Organism: Peromyscus leucopus (white-footed mouse)
Lineage: Eukaryota; Metazoa; Chordata; Mammalia; Rodentia; Cricetidae
Product: proline-rich receptor-like protein kinase PERK10
Exons: 4
Coding region: 1-969 (322 amino acids)
Source: RefSeq, a predicted model, not a curated record